This is a messenger RNA of Salarias fasciatus (jewelled blenny), 1664 nucleotides long. It is a transcript of the gene ppp1r3c2a, whose product is annotated as protein phosphatase 1 regulatory subunit 3C2, duplicate a. Gene Ontology annotation, biological process: regulation of glycogen biosynthetic process. Gene Ontology annotation, cellular component: protein phosphatase type 1 complex. NCBI's taxonomy places the organism in Eukaryota, Metazoa, Chordata, Actinopteri, Blenniiformes, Blenniidae. The coding region runs from base 242 to 1201 and encodes 319 amino acids. Gene Ontology annotation, molecular function: protein phosphatase 1 binding; glycogen binding. The transcript has 3 exons. The record is from RefSeq and is a predicted model, not a curated record.
CGCAAAUACAGCGGCACAGGAGGUGCAGCCUCUUUCAAAAACUCAGCACAUAAGCUCCAGAGAGCAGAGACAAACUGCAACCACUGCCUAGGCUUCUUCAUUCCCCUUCUGUCCAUCACCGAUCUGAUUCAACACAUGAUCAUACUGAGUGUGUUGUUGCCAUCUGGGGAAAUCUGGGAACUGGGACAGGAUUAAGAUCUAGGAAAAUCAACCAGCUGAGAGCCACCACUACAGACCAAACAUGACCUGCACAAGGGUUCUUCAUGCUUUGAGCCAAUCCAACACUGCUGACCUGGCGAUGGGUCUGACCCGGCGCCAGCCUCUCUAUCAGCUGCUGGCCAUGUCUCAUCUGAAUCCCACGCAACACCUGAGUCAGUCGGCCGACUAUCCACAGCAGGGCAGCCUUCACUCUUCACACCCCUCCUCCACAUCCUCCUCGUCACACACUUCCUCUCAGGUGCCCUCCGGAUUACGGAGCUGCCUCCGCCGGUACAGCAGCGGCGUGAGCAAGAAGCGCGUCGUGUUCGCAGACACCAAGGGACUGGCACUGACCGCCGUGCGCUUCUUUGACUCCGAGCUCUCACCCCCCAAGUCUCCCCUGCUGGCAAGAGCCAAACCACAGCUGUGUAUCUCCAGCAGACUUCAGCACCACAAGCUGCAGCUGGGCUUCCCCCAGCCAAAACUGGACUUGAAAGAUCUCCUCACACGGCCGCGAGACACACACGUCCAACUGGAGAGCUGCAGCGUGUCUGAGAACUCCUUCAGCGGCAAAGUGUACGCUUCACACUGUGGCACUGAGGGCGCCGUGCACGUCAGGGUGACCUUUGACACUUGGCGGAGCCAUCACGACGUCCCCUGCAAGUUUUUGCAGCAGCAGCGCUGCGGCACGUCAGACAUGGACGUGUUCACCUUCGACAUAAACCUACCCCAGAACGUAGAUCCAAAAGAGCGGACCGAGUUCUGCGUGUCGUUCAGGCCGAGCGUCGGCUCCGUGCUGUACUGGGACGACAACCGGGGGCAGAAUUACAGACUGUACAUAGAAAGCGAUGCAUCACAUACAGCUCAGGGCAGCGUGAGCCGGUACUACUCCAGUCUCUCAAAGUACCGUCCUUCCUGUUUCCCUUCGAACUCAGUCACCAAGAUGCAUGGUGCUACACCCGACUGGCAGCAUGUUCAGAGGAGUUUGACAAACCGGGUGUAAAACUUCACUUUUGAAUGGAUGGAUGUGUGAUAAUGUACAUACUACUGUACAUAUUGUACCAUUGUAAAUAUUGUGACUUCCUGUUUCCAGAAUAUUUAUAUUUAUUUAUAUUACAAUUCCCUAAUAUAAUUCCAGUACUCCUCUCCUUUAUCCUGUUGCUGUAUGUUUCUCUUCUUCUCGUUGAGAGUGAACAAAAAGCUGGAGUCAAAUUCCGUGCUUGUCAUAUACAAACUGUAACAUUAAAGCUCAUCCCGAUUGUGAUUCUGAUGUUUUAUUUCACAAAUAAGUAGUGAAAGUAUUCUUGUGGGAUUUGGAAUAUUUACAAUCUCUUGUUUUGGAGGUUUUGAAGCUGUUAAAGUGUUAGUUCACCCUCUGGGGAUUGAAUACCCCGCUUGAAUGUGAACAAUGCACGGAAAAAAAAAAAAAAAAGCAUUAAUAUUGUAAAAUAAAAUUGUUUUUGGAA